Messenger RNA from Patiria miniata (bat star), 1077 nucleotides. RefSeq names its product haloacid dehalogenase-like hydrolase domain-containing protein 2. Gene Ontology annotation, biological process: dephosphorylation. The record is from RefSeq and is a predicted model, not a curated record. The coding region runs from base 107 to 889 and encodes 260 amino acids. The transcript is spliced from 7 exons. Lineage: Eukaryota; Metazoa; Echinodermata; Asteroidea; Valvatida; Asterinidae. Gene Ontology annotation, molecular function: phosphatase activity.
CACGUGGACGUGGCUGUGCGCAUUUUUGGUCAAUAGAGGGGGCUAUGAUAGAAAAGUGUUGAGUAUGAAAGUUUUAAUAUUUUUGGAUUUUUCUUUGAAUGAAUGAAUGAUGGCUGUGCGAGCUGUCUUGAGAGCAGUGUUGAUUGACCUGAGUGGUACAUUACACAUCGAAGACACUAUUGUGCCAGGAGCAGUGGCAGCAUUAGCAAGGUUAAGAUCAGCUCCGGUCAAAAUCAAGUUUGUGACCAACACGACCAAAGAGAGUGUCUCGACCCUCCACCAGCGGCUCCAGAAAUUGGGCUUUGACAUCGGAGUUGGAGAGAUCUUCUCGUCCCUGACUGCCGCACGGAAUGUGGUGAUAGAGGGCGCUCUAAGGCCAAUGCUGCUCCUGCAAGAGGAUGCCAUGAGAGAUUUUGAAGGCAUCUCUAUAGAUUCUCCUAACUCUGUGGUGGUUGGACUUUCCCCGGACAACUUCAAUUAUGCAACUCUUAACUCAGCAUUCAGACUAGUCCUGGAUGGUGCUAAGUUGAUAGCCAUCCACAAAGCCAGGUACUUCAAGAGGCUGGACGGCCUGGCCCUGGGUCCGGGACCCUUCGUGGAAGCCCUGGAGUACGCCAGCGGGACCAAGGCCUCCGUCGUCGGCAAGCCAGAGAAGACGUUCUUCUUAGAAGCCCUGAGGAGCUUGGGAUGCAGUCCCCAAGACGCUGUGAUGAUAGGAGAUGAUGCUAGAGACGACGUACAUGGUGCCAUGGCAGCUGGACUGCAGGGGAUAUUAGUUAAAACAGGCAAAUAUCGCCAUGGUGACGAGGAUCGCAUCCAGCCAGGAGCGACCGCUGUCUGCCGAGAUUUCCCAGAGGCCGUGGAGCACAUUUUGUCCAAGAUGUUAUGACCCGAGCCCUCUUCCUCCCCUCAGAGCCACAAGUGCCCAAAUUGAUGAAAUAAAUCUUGGAGGUUGCAGUGUCGGGCAGGGACGGACGGGGCAGGCACUUGCUUGUGUCUACCUCAAAGUUACUGAUGUGGCGUGGAUCAAAUGACUGGACUAGAGAGCGGUAGAUUUCGGCCAGAAUUCCUUCUCCC